AUGGCAAAGGUUUCCAGCAAGAAGACUUCGGUCAAGAAGACUGAGUCUAAAAUCCCCAAGUCUAUCCCCCCUCAGCUGAUCGCUUCGGUCGCGGCUUUCUUGUCGGACAACUUCCCCGAGACCAGCACCGCUUUCACCAAGGAAGCGGCAAAGUCGGGCAAGAAAAGCGAUGCGAAGAAUGUGCCCUCUCUCUUGGAACUCUUCCAAGCCUCGGAGCAGGGAUCUAGUGUGAAGAAGGCUGUUAGCCCCAGCAGCUCCGAUAACGACUCGGAUGUUGAGAUGGGCGAGGCCACUCGCUCGUCCUCUCCGUCCUCUUCGUCUUCCUCUUCCAGCUCCGACAGCGAUGCGGAUGAUGAAGAUGAUGAUAAGUCUCCUGCGGCCCCCGCUCCGGUUCAGAAGUCUGCCGGUGUGAAGCGCAAGGCUGAGUCUAGCAGCGAGUCUAGCAGCUCUUCCGACUCUGACUCCUCCUCUUCCUCCGAAGAUGACAGCCCUAAGGCCAAGAAAGCCAAGACCGCUCCCACCCCCAAGGAGGCUUCCUCCUCUUCCUCCUCAUCCGACUCUUCGUCCUCUUCUUCGGAUUCUUCCAGCUCUGACUCCGAUUCCUCGUCGAGCUCUUCUUCAUCCGAUUCUUCGUCUGAUUCCUCCUCUGAUUCUUCUUCUGACUCUUCUUCCGACUCCUCUUCUGAUUCUUCCUCUUCCUCCGACUCUUCUUCCGAGUCUGAGUCCGAGUCUGAGAAGGAAUCCAAGAAGGCCCUGAAGGUCGCAAAGAAGACUCCUCUCCCUGAGUCCGACUCAUCUUCCGACUCGGAAUCUUCAUCAUCCGGAAGCAACACCGUUCCCCCUUCCCCGGAGACCGAGACCAAGCCUGUCGAGAAGGCCGUAGAGGCCGUGCAAACCACCUCCUCUAGCGCCAGUCCCGCUCCUGGAAAUGGACCUGUCAAGAAGAAGCACACCGGAGCUCGUCCCACCCCUCUCGCCCUCCUGAGUGAGUUGCCCCACAACCACCCCUCCAACGACUACAUGUCGUACGCCUACGCAGACCGCGCCUGGAAGGACCUGUCUGUGACUCGCGGAAAGGGAUUCACCAAGGAAAAGAACAAGAAGAAGCGUGGCUCUUACCGCGGCGGUCCCAUCGACAUUGCCCCCGGCACCACCUCUUUCAAGUUCGAGGAUUAA
This is a messenger RNA of Penicillium vulpinum, 1176 nucleotides long. RefSeq names its product nucleolar and coiled-body phosphoprotein 1 family protein. The transcript has 2 exons. Lineage: Eukaryota; Fungi; Ascomycota; Eurotiomycetes; Eurotiales; Aspergillaceae. The coding region runs from base 1 to 1176 and encodes 391 amino acids. The record is from RefSeq and is a predicted model, not a curated record.